AUGCCGUGCAACUCGCUCAACUUUUGCCAUUUCUCCCUCGCGCACUUUGGCACGACCCAGACUCUGCCUGCGGCACCGGCGGGGUCAGUAAAGGGCAAGGGCAAAGCCACAGAGGUUGAAGGUCUCCUCGCACUGCCCAACCUGACCGACUCGGAAUUCAUUGAUAUCUACCACGUCCCCUCCCUCGCACGCGUACAUGCCGCGAUCAACUUUGCUCCCAAGUCAAAGGCCAUCGAGGCCCCGCGCGCGGGGCUCGUCAUGGCGCUUCACAUCGCUGUCCUCCCGGACCGGAUCGCACUCGUGGCGGCAUACGAAGACGGCCGGGCGGAGGUGUGGUCGUGUUCCUUGGAACACGUCGGUACACCAUGGGACGGGAGGAAGGCCACCAGCGGCGAUGAUAAGCCGUGGACGCUGCUGUGGUGUGGCAAGGCGCACAACGAGGCCGUCAUGGCCAUGGCCGUCGACCCGUCGUUUGAGAGGGCAUUCACAGUGUCAGCCGACCACCUCCUGUGUCGCAUUGACCUCGUCUCGGUCCUCACCGGCACAACCACGACCAACCCCAUCUCGUCCUACUCGACCAAACAGGUCGGCAACAGCGCCCUCGCCAUCUCGUCGGACGGCAAGGUCGUCGCCGUGGGCGGGUGGGAUGGGCGCAUCCGUCUAUUCUCAGCCGCGACGUUCAAGCCGUUAGGCACGCUCGCGUACCACCGCGAAUCGGUCCAGGCGCUCGUGUUUGGCAACCGCGAGUCGGGCCUGCUUGGCGCCAGCGGCGGCGGCAGGGGGGUGGACGACGACGAGGCGAGUGUUCUGGAGAUUGGCGACGACGAGAGCGACUCGGACGACGACGUGGACGCCGACGUGGGGCCCAGGGAAGGAUGGCUCACUAGUGCUGGCAAAGACCGGCGUAUCGCACUGUGGAGCUUGCACUUUGGGGCUUAG
This is a messenger RNA of Apiotrichum porosum, 939 nucleotides long. It is a transcript of the gene ASA1, whose product is annotated as ASTRA complex subunit. NCBI's taxonomy places the organism in Eukaryota, Fungi, Basidiomycota, Tremellomycetes, Trichosporonales, Trichosporonaceae. The transcript is spliced from 4 exons. The record is from RefSeq and is a predicted model, not a curated record. Bases 1 to 939 code for a protein of 312 amino acids. Gene Ontology annotation, molecular function: protein binding.